AUGGGAUGUAUUAAUAGCAGUUCUCAUUAAAAAAGGAAGAAAGAUUUAGAUAUAAAUAAUGUUCCUAUAAUGUUAAAUAAUCAAAAAUCAUAAAAUAUUGAAAGAAUUCAAGAUAAUUGGUUAGAAAUGAAAAAUAACUCUAUCCUAGCAAGAAGACAUCAACAAAGCAAAUUAUCAUUAAAAGUUACAACUAAUUCAAAAUCUCCAUUGUCUUGUAUAAGUCGUAAUUGA
Molecule: messenger RNA, 231 nt
Organism: Paramecium pentaurelia
Lineage: Eukaryota; Ciliophora; Oligohymenophorea; Peniculida; Parameciidae
Source: the annotation of a GenBank genome assembly